This is a messenger RNA of Chiloscyllium plagiosum (whitespotted bambooshark), 1931 nucleotides long. The record is from RefSeq and is a predicted model, not a curated record. Lineage: Eukaryota; Metazoa; Chordata; Chondrichthyes; Orectolobiformes; Hemiscylliidae.
GAGAGGUUCCCAGAGAGAGGGAAGGAGAGAGUGAUUCCCAGAGAGAGGGACGGAGAGAGAGAGAGUGACAGCCGGAGAGAUGUCCACCAAAGCUCCGAUCUAUCUGAAACGGAACAGUCAGAAGGGGAAGCAGGAGAAGUUACGGGACAUUUUGUCGUCAGACAUGAUCAGCUCGCCACUCGGAGAUUUCCGUCAUACCAUCCACAUCGGGAGUCGAGGCAAGGAUGAUAUAUUCGGCGACAUUUCCUUCCUGAAGGGCAAGUUCCACCUGUUACCAGGCAGGCAGGGAGACUCAGUGCUGGGUAAGAUGUCUGGCUGUGCCCGCCCUGCCAGCCUGCAGCAGCAGGUAUCGCCCCUGCUGAAGAAUGCCAUCUCGCUGCCUGUGAUCGGGGGCUCUGUGCCUGAGACUGAAGCUCCCCCGAAACCCCCCAGGCUGCACUUGGACAGUAAGGGCGGGGAUUCCCAGGCCAUAGGGCCUGUCUGCAACAGGAGCCAGGAGCAGGAGGAGGUGACAGCUGGCAGACAGCCUGCUGCUGCUAUCCCAGACGGUGCUCAACCUUCUCCAGGCCCACUCCACUCCACCCUGAGGGGGGUACCUGACAGUAACCUACUCCCCAAUGCUGUCUCUCUCCUGUCUCUGCACCUGGACCUGGGCCCCUCCAUCUUAGACGACGUCCUUCAGAUCAUGGACAGGGAGCAGGACGUUCAGCCCAACCUGGCCUGCUUGGAUCCUAGCCCACGGUGUCGAAUCCUGUCCUUACAGUAAGUCCCCACCCCCACCCUGACCCCAGCUGCCCGUGCUAACCUUGGGAGCAGCGGGAGCUGGACACGGGGUAGGGGGUGUUUGAGUGAGCGAGAACCUCUCACUGAGGCGGGGGAGCAGCCCACCUUUUGGACAACAAACACCGUACUCUCCGAAUCACAGGAACCAUGGGAAAAGGCCAUUCAGCCCCAUGCUAUCCACACAGGCAUCUCACUCCGUGACCCUGUAAACCUGUACCCAUCGGAAUAAUCAUCCCCCACCCUCCUGAAGGAAGGGAACCAAACAGCAGGCUUGAUGCAGGAGCAGACUAUUCAACCAGGAGAGCUUCACCUCUUUCCCCGUCCUCCCCGAACUGGCCCCUCAGCUACCCCGGCACAGUACGGGUCAGUGUGUGGCCAUGGAAGAGUUCCUUUGGCUGUCCCGUGUUGGUGAUGCUAAGGACGGGAACGUGGUGCUGAUACCUCAGGGAGUGGAACAUUCCCCUCCCCCACCCCCACCCCACUCUGGGGGGAAGCGCUCUCUCAGCAUCGCCGUCCACGCUGGGCUAUUGUUGAGGCCUGGCCCUCCCUGGACUGAGCAAGAACCUUUCAUGCUUCCUUCAGGACAGUCCUCCCUCAGCCCACUCUGCCCGUCUGGGCUGGGCUGGGCUGGACUGGAAGCAAGUUCUGAGAAAGAGGCUGGACAUAAAUCAACACAGCACUCCCUUCUACCAGGUGGACAGAAAAGACUAUUUUGUGGGAGAGUCUGGGUGGGAUGAGGGCCUGAGGGAGUUGUCCUGGAGCCAAUUUUAAUCCCUCAACGCCCCCCUCCCACCUCCCCAACUGAAGUGGAAUGUCUGCUUUCGCACCGGGAGCUUGCUGUGUGUAAAUUGAUGCUGCGUUUGCCACACUACAGCAGUGACCACACCUCAGAGACAGAGGAGAGCCUGCGAUCGGCCUGAGCUGCUGAAAGGUGCUAAAGAAAUGCAAGUUGAGGUCAUGUCCCGGCACAGCCAGGGUUGGGUCUGUGGAGACUUGGGGAUGUUUCUGGAGGACAGCACUGUGUGGGUACAACAGGACACUACUCACUGUCUAUGUUUUUAUAUCCAAUGUAAGCAUUAGUUUUUCACAACCUUCUGUAUCUGAGAUGUGUUCAAUGUCAGGAAUCAACAGAAGCUUUUUGUGUGAAA